This is a messenger RNA of Monopterus albus (swamp eel), 966 nucleotides long. RefSeq lists its product as uncharacterized. Gene Ontology annotation, molecular function: phosphatidylcholine-sterol O-acyltransferase activator activity; cholesterol transfer activity; phospholipid binding. Lineage: Eukaryota; Metazoa; Chordata; Actinopteri; Synbranchiformes; Synbranchidae. Gene Ontology annotation, cellular component: low-density lipoprotein particle; very-low-density lipoprotein particle; chylomicron. The record is from RefSeq and is a predicted model, not a curated record. Gene Ontology annotation, biological process: cholesterol efflux; phospholipid efflux; acylglycerol homeostasis.
AUGCAUCUAAAAGUCAUGAUCUUUUCCAUGUCAUUCUUGACAACUUCAGCAUUCCCACUCCACAGUAACAGCGGGGAGGCAACCUGGACUGACUCAAAGACCAACCAGGCUUACGACAAGACAGAACUCACAAAGGAUGAGGAUAAGAUCUACAAGAACCAUAUAGACAGCAAAGGCCUUUACAGCCAAGAAGAUGAAGACAACAAAAACCCUGUGACAGAGGAGGUGCAGCACAAACUCAACAUGGAGUCAGAUCGUCUCCGUAGUCGUCUUCGCCAAGAGCUGGCCGAGCUGCGGGAGAGGUUAUCCCCAUCUCCAGUGCAUUUCAGUUCCACACUGGAAAGCAUGAGGGAGCGUUUGGCUCCCCUCACCCAACAGCUCCAGAGCUCUCUCAGCAGUAACACCCAAGAUAUGUGUGGCCAGCUGAGCCUCUACCUGCAGGGCCUGGAGACAGCCGAAGCCCAAGCAGAGACAAGUCCACCUCUCUACCAUGAAGCCGUCAGCUGGAUGGGCCAAACCCUGGAGCACAGCAGCUCCAAGCUGGCUGGCAUCCUCAGUGACUUCCAUACUAAAGCCAUCAGGGUAAUUGAACAUCAGAAAGAGACUAGUGCUAGAGAGGAAGAGGUAGAAGUGUGGCAGAAAAUAAGGUCCCGGUUGGGACAGAAAGUGACCUCACUGAGGGUGGAGGCACAGGACAGGGUGGGAGCUCUCAAAACAGAGCUUGCUGCUCUGCUAGAAACCACAGACCCUGUACAGGCUAAAGUGGCAGGGAGCCUAGAGCGGGUCUGCCCAAAAGCAACCCCGCUGCAGGCCAGCAUGGAGAGGCUAUUUCAGGGGCUGGAAGAGAAUCUAAAAGUCCAGGGAGCCUCCAGCCUGUCAUCCAUACAACCAGGUGACUCUUUACAUGAGGACUUCUCAGUCAAAUUCUCUGCUCUGAUCCAGGACAUUCUGCAGUCAGUACAGUAA